This is a messenger RNA of Rhinichthys klamathensis goyatoka, 745 nucleotides long. Its product is annotated as dual specificity protein phosphatase family protein. Gene Ontology annotation, cellular component: cytoplasm. Lineage: Eukaryota; Metazoa; Chordata; Actinopteri; Cypriniformes; Leuciscidae. The record is from RefSeq and is a predicted model, not a curated record. Gene Ontology annotation, molecular function: MAP kinase phosphatase activity; protein tyrosine/serine/threonine phosphatase activity. The transcript is spliced from 3 exons. Gene Ontology annotation, biological process: negative regulation of MAPK cascade; protein dephosphorylation. The coding region runs from base 102 to 656 and encodes 184 amino acids.
UCACGACUUGCCAACCCGAUAUGUAUGCGGCUGAACCCCGGAAAACCAGCAGAAACUAAUAUUCACGGGAGUAAUAGUUUGAUUUGUGUCAUUUCAGAAGAAUGACAGCUCAGAAACAUAAACACGGACUCCUGGCUAUUAAAGAGUUAGAGAAUGUUCUGGACACAUGUAAACUUGAUCUAACUCCAGUUGACGAGGUCUGGCCGAACCUGUACAUCGGAAAUGUGGCCAUUGCUCAAAAUAGAAAAGCUUUGCAAAAAAUGGGCAUCACUCAUGUUUUAAAUGCUGCCCAUUCCAAGCAAGGCAGCAUUGGGGACCAGAGUUAUUAUGGAAAUACAAUUGUAUAUUAUGGCAUCCCAGCAGAAGACACUUCAUCGUUUGAUCUUAGUGUGCACUUUAAACCGGCUUCUGAUUUCAUCCACAAAGCUUUGAGGAAGAAGAAUGGUAAGGUGCUUGUUCAUUGCAUCAUGGGAAUGAGUCGUUCUGCCACUCUGGUUCUAGCGUACCUUAUGCUGCGUCAGCGUCUUACUCUCCGCACUGCCAUCCAAACGGUUGUUUUGCGACGUGCAAUCUAUCCUAACAGGAACUUUUUGAGCCUUCUCCUGGAUUUGGACAUUCAGCUUCAGAGAAAGCGAAUGCUGUGUCCUAUUCUCUGACAGAAAAACAACACAAAUGUAAUGAACACACAAAAGCACAUGCAUUCAUUUUAUAACUAAACGGUGAAGAGGUAACAAGCAAUGAUAUG